This is a messenger RNA of Canis lupus familiaris (dog), 1359 nucleotides long. It is a transcript of the gene MALSU1, whose product is annotated as mitochondrial assembly of ribosomal large subunit 1. The transcript is spliced from 4 exons. The record is from RefSeq and is a predicted model, not a curated record. Lineage: Eukaryota; Metazoa; Chordata; Mammalia; Carnivora; Canidae. Gene Ontology annotation, biological process: negative regulation of ribosome biogenesis; negative regulation of translation. Gene Ontology annotation, molecular function: ribosomal large subunit binding. Gene Ontology annotation, cellular component: mitochondrion. Bases 21 to 797 code for a protein of 258 amino acids.
UCUCCGCGCAAUGGCGGCCAAUGGAAAGCCGGGGGACCUGCUCGGCCUCCGUUGAGUCCCGCCCCGUGAGCCGUCGCUCGGCGACCGCGAUGGGCUGUGGGGGCUGCGUGGCGCGGCGGCUCGGCUCGCUGCUGCGGUGCGGGGCCCUGUCCCCGGGCGCGGGGCCGGCGGCGGGCUCGGGGCCCCGGCUUCGGCUGCUGGCCUUGGGGCGGCUUCCGGCGGCCCCGGCGCUCGGUCGGGCCUGCCUGGGCCUGGGCCUGGGUCGCGCGCGCGGCCUGCACGGCGGGCCGGGCCUGCAGGAGCGGGCGGAGGGCGCCGCGGGUCAGGGGCGCCCGGAGUCCGGCGCAGCAGAUCAUCCUGGCCCCAAGUUUGACAUCGAUAUGCUGGUUUCACUGCUGAGGCAAGAAAAUGCAAGAGACAUUUGUGUGAUCAAGAUUCCUCCAGAAUUGAAAUAUACAGAUUACUUUGUGAUUGGUAGCGGAACUUCCACCCGACACUUGCAUGCCAUGGCCUACUACAUUGUGAAAAUGUACAAAUACCUGAAAAGUAAAAGCGAGCCUCAUGUUAAGAUUGAAGGGAAAGACACCGAUGACUGGCUCUGCAUGGACUUCGGUAGCAUGGUGAUUCAUUUGAUGCUUCCAGAAACCAGAGAAACCUAUGAAUUAGAGAAAUUAUGGACCCUACGUUCAUAUGAUGACCAGUUAGCACAGAUAGCACCCGAGACAUUACCUGAAGACUUCAUUCUUGGAAUAGAAGAGGACACUUCUUCAUCCCUGACUCCAGUGGAGUUCAAAUGAGAAUAAAAUGAUAUGAACUACUUUAGUCAUUAUCAGAUUUGGAUUGAGUCACUUUUUAAAAAUAUAGCUCUGAUUGAGCUAUAUCAAUCACCUGAUUGGUCAGGUUGUUGUCAAAACAAGCCUUAUCGGGAUCCUUGGGUGGCGCAGUGAUUUAGCGCCUGCCUUCAGCCCAGGGCGUGAUCCUGGAGACCUGGGAUCGAAUCCCACGUCAGGCUCCCUGCAUGGAGCCUGCUUCUCCCUCUGCCUGUGUCUCUGCAUCUCUCUCUCUCUUUGUGUGACUAUCAUAAAUAAAAAUUAAAAAAAAAAAAAAAAAAACAAGCCUUAUCUAUUGGCACUUGGGCUAAAUGAAAUGUGGAAACUGUAGGUAAGUGAGCUCUCACAGCAAGAAUCGGUACAUUCAAACUAAAAUUUUAAUAUGUUUUUUUUAUUCCGAAGAUCCUAGCAGGAUUCCCCAGAGUUAACACUGGCCCCUGUGCUCUGCUCAGUUUAAUUUUGCCUAAGUGUAAAUCUUAUUCUGUAGAAUGGGAUAGCCUUAAAAAAUAAAUAAAUAAAAGACACCUAC